Molecule: messenger RNA, 1459 nt
Organism: Mugil cephalus (flathead mullet)
Lineage: Eukaryota; Metazoa; Chordata; Actinopteri; Mugiliformes; Mugilidae
Product: caspase recruitment domain-containing protein 19-like
Exons: 6
Coding region: 217-774 (185 amino acids)
Cellular component (GO): mitochondrion
Source: RefSeq, a predicted model, not a curated record
AUAAAAUGAUAUACACACACACACAGCUGCGCUAGCUGCCUCUGGUCCUGAUAAUCUUCCAGCCUGCUCAGGCCACCGUUGCUUUCCAUAAGUCUCUGGAGGUCAGUCAUGUGGCGGCGCUGAUGUAAUCGGACACCAGAGACACCGGGGAGACCAGGAAGUCUCGCAGGGGGGAGGUCGUCGAUCCGAUAGGCGAGUCCCACAUUAUUUGUCAGUAUGACAGACUUUGAUGGCUACCAGGACCAGCUGCAGAGUGAUGCCCAGUUCCUGUGCUCGGAUCACCGGCUGGACACCGAGUUGCUUGAUAGGCUGGUGCUGCAGCUCAACAGGAUCUACCCCCAGAUACUCAGCGACAAGGAAGCACACAGGUUCAGGACCCUGAGCGUGCCCACAAAGGUCCGACUAGCCGAGCUGUUGAAGCACCUGCACGGGAGAGGCGAAGACGCGUGUCACGAGUUCUACCGAGCGCUUCACAUUCACGCUGAGGAGGUCUACUCCUACCUGCCCACCAGAGUCAAACGAAGAGAGAUGGCUGAUACUAAACCGACUAACAAUGUGGCAGUCCACCAAGAGCGAUCUGGGCUUAAUCAGAGAGGACCAACUUUCUUCCUGAGCUGCUUCUGUUUUGUAGUUGGAAUUGCAAUCCUCUACUAUUAUGGAGAGGCCGAGACAUUGAGAUGUACCGGGGGGUUUCUUCACUGCUCUGCGGAACGACUUAGCAAAAAUGCGAGAUGUGUUUUAACUUCCUAUGUGGAGGUUGGAAUGCAGAAAUAAUGAGGCCAUUAAUGUGGUGAACUGCUUAAGAAGUAGCCCUGUGAGAAGAACAAACUGGAGAAUUUGCCUCUUUGCUGUGCCAAACUCGCAUGAAUCUGCAGAGAUACAACUUUUUUCUGUCUGAAACUGCAUGUCUUAGAGUUUUAGUUUAAGCAUACAAGCAACUAACUGACAUUUUUUAACUCUCUUGACAUUAACGCAACUCGUUCCGUCAGGAUUUCCGCUAACGUCCCUUAAAAAGAAAAGAAAAAGACACACUUUUUUCCUGUAUUAGCUAAUGUGAGAAUCUUGUCUUUUACCUUUUUUUUUUGAGUUAAUAACUGAAUGUGUUUUUGGUUGCUGUAGAUUGAGUCAGCAUUCAGUAAGUGUCAUCAUUAAAUGUUUAAAUUGUCAGCUUAAGAACUGAAGAGCUAAAAGGCUAAUGAAAGGUGGGGGAACGCCCUGUUCUGAGAGGAGAAGUGUUCGGGCAGACCCAGGUGAAAACAUUUGUGUGUGGACUGUUGGUGUGUGCAGGCUAUAACUUGAAUUUAAAAUGUUCUUAAAUGCACAGAUACUAUAACAGAUGCUACACUUCCAACACCUUAACCCACUUCCAGUGCCUUUCCUGCUGCGUUGAAUCAAUCCUUGAUAAUCUACUGAAGUGCAAUAUAACAACUUUCCCUCAAAUAAAGCACAAAAAGUUAAA